Aquila chrysaetos chrysaetos is the source of this 2086-nucleotide messenger RNA. It is a transcript of the gene PLA2G12A, whose product is annotated as phospholipase A2 group XIIA. The coding region runs from base 82 to 654 and encodes 190 amino acids. The record is from RefSeq and is a predicted model, not a curated record. The transcript has 4 exons. Gene Ontology annotation, cellular component: extracellular region. Lineage: Eukaryota; Metazoa; Chordata; Aves; Accipitriformes; Accipitridae. Gene Ontology annotation, biological process: lipid catabolic process; arachidonate secretion; phospholipid metabolic process. Gene Ontology annotation, molecular function: A2-type glycerophospholipase activity; calcium ion binding.
GCGGCGGCGGCAGCGGCAGUGGCGGGCUGGGCCGGGCCGGCGGCGGAGGCUUAGCGGGCGCCCGGCGGGGCGCCGGUCGGCAUGGCCCGCGCCCUGCUGCUGCUGCUGCUGCUGGCCUGCGCCCGGCUGGGCCCGCGGCCGGCGCGGUGCCAGGAGGCGCCGCAGACCCCCGACUGGCGGAUGACGCUGAAGACCAUCCGCAACGGGGUGCACAAGAUCGACGUGUACCUCAACGCGGCCCUCGACCUCCUGGGCGGCGAGGACGGCCUCUGCCAGUACAAGUGCAGCGACGGAUCAAAGCCCUUUCCUCGCUACGGGUAUAAACCAUCACCGCCAAAUGGUUGUGGAUCCCCUCUAUUUGGAGUUCAGUUUGACAUUGGUAUCCCUUCGAUGACAAAGUGCUGCAAUCACCACGACAGAUGCUAUGAUACUUGUGGCAAUAAAAAGAAUGAUUGUGAUGAGCAGUUUCAGUCCUGCCUCUCCAAAAUUUGCAGAGAUGUGCAGAAAACGCUUGGAAUCUCAGAAAGUGUCCAGGCUUGUGAAUCAACUGUUCAGCUGUUGUUUGAUGCAGUUAUACAUUUAGGAUGUAAACCAUACCUGGAUAGCCAGAGAGCUGCAUGUAUGUGUCGUUACGAGGAUAAGACUGAUCUCUGAAAGAAGAUACCGAGAUCUCAUGGUGUAGAAUAAAGUCAAAGACUCUGCUGGAAUGAAGCAAGUGUUUGGUUACAAAGCUUUACACUUUUCAGACAGUAAUAUAUUAAACACUGACAUGAAUAUACUGGUUUGAAAGUCACUAUGAUAUUCUUCCUAAUGUAAAAAAGAAACAAGUCAUCCUUCUCUUCCCCUUUAUGCCAGAAGCUUGGAAACUGAAGUUAGUUUCCUUUGGUGUAUGUCCGCUCAGGGUAUGCUAUUGUAAAACACUGGUGCCAUUUUAAAGUUUUUAAGAAAACCCCAUAAUGGGGAAAUCAAAGGCACAGAAGAGUUGUAUUGAAUUCUCAGAUGAUUUUUAAUAUAGGUCAAAUUUUAGGUUUACUACCAGUCAAUGCAUCUGAUAGAUCCAACAGGAAAGAGUGUUUUGUGGGCAUUAAUAUGGCAUCUUAAAUAGCCUGUACUUUCAUGCUUGUGGUACAAUUGCCUUCAGUUCUCUCUGAUAUAUACUGUCCUGUGAGUUUAUUUUUUAAAAAAACAAAACCAGACAAAAAGCCCCCAGCCCUUAGCAAGGGUAUACAUCUGCACUACAUAUUUCUAGCUGAUUCUAUAUCAACCUUACUUCUGCAGCACUUUCACAUCAAAUAUAUUGAUCCUUUUAAGACUUGACUACUAAAAUGAACAGUUUGCAACCUAAGGAUAUACUUUUGAUUUGACAAAACAGUGGAAUGUAGUAGCUAUGUUAUUUUAAAAAUGAAUCAAAUGUUUAUUUUUCAAAUGAAACAUUUUGUGUUGUGUAUUUUAUGCAUAGAAAGGAUAUAUUGUUCAAAGAAGUUGAUUUAUAUUUGUCUUGUGGCACAACUUGGUUACUGUAUUCAUCUUUGCUUUCAUUUAGUCCGUUCUGAUGCAAACUAAAAGAAAGUUCCACAGUUAGGGUCAGUAUGCCCAGCAAACCUUUUUAUUUAAAAAUGCCCUCUGUGAGGCUGACAGAUAUUUCAGCCUGUAUUUCUCUCAUCUGUUCCCUCUCUUGACUUCUCUAGCUGAAAUCACCUGAUGUCUCAAUUAUUUGGGAUUUGUUCUCUGUACUGAUGUUUCAUUGCUUAUUUCCAGUUGCCAGUCCUUAGUUAACUUUGGCAUUAGGUCCUGUGUUGUAAAGAUGUUGAUUUGCUCUCCUGCUGCCCUGGUUCUGCCUUAGAAAUCCACAGGAGAGAACUGAAAAUUAAAAUAUUGCAUCUGUGAACACGAGUCGAAAUCAUGCUAGAAGUCUAAAAUUUACCAGAUUCAUGGACUAUAAUGUGAUUCCUCCUCUGGAAGUACUUUUAUAUAUUUUUUCUUUACCAGUUGUUUGUGAUAUUUUUGUUUUGUUUUUCACUAGAACUUACUGUAUGUGACAGUGAAUGUAAGUGCCUCAUAGAAUAAAGUUCAAGUUCUUUGGCUA